Chenopodium quinoa (quinoa) is the source of this 1890-nucleotide messenger RNA. RefSeq lists its product as uncharacterized. The record is from RefSeq and is a predicted model, not a curated record. NCBI's taxonomy places the organism in Eukaryota, Viridiplantae, Streptophyta, Magnoliopsida, Caryophyllales, Amaranthaceae. The coding region runs from base 1 to 1890 and encodes 629 amino acids. Gene Ontology annotation, molecular function: zinc ion binding; nucleic acid binding. The transcript is spliced from 5 exons.
AUGCAGCAGGGAGGCAAAUCAACAUUAGUACAAAAAAAAUUGGUUGUUGAGGAAAGUGAUGUUGAGUCUGAUGCUUGGCUUUCUGAUGAUAGUGAAGAUGCUGAUUAUGAAGUUUCUGAUGUUGAGGCUGAUUAUGAUAUGGAGUUGGACAUUGAGGAUGAGUACAUUGUGAGAGAAGAAGAUGUUCCUGAUAAUAUACCUGAGAAGAGAUUUGAGGAUUACUUAGAUGGGUCCCAUGUGUUAGACAAAAUGUACAAAAAUGGUAAAAUCUGGUCUCACUUACCAUUUGGAUCCAUUGAACUUGAAGAGUGGUUGAUUUUUGAAACCAAAACACAGUUUCUAGAGGUUUUCAGAGAUUACUGCAUACAAGAGGGCUUCUCUGUUUCAGUUGACCAUGCUGACAGUCAAAGGUACAUAGCAAGGUGUCUGAUGACGGAUUGCAAUUGGAGGAUUCAUGCUUCAGUUCUGAGAGACAAAUUCAGUUGGGCCAUAAAGAAGCUAGAAGGAGAGCAUGCAACUUGUGGGAGGCUGGAAGAGAAUCCUAUGGUCUCUUUAGCAUGGCUAUGCAGGAAUUUGUUACAAGACUUAGAGGCAAACCCAGAUGUCCCAGUUGAUUCAUUACAGAGACUGUGCAUGGAAGCUCUUCCAAAGUAUGCUGAAAUGAUAAAUUCCACAAAUCUUGGGUCAUAUGCUCUUAUUACAUGGACUGAUAGUGGGGAUCAGAUUUUGAAAUUCAAGGCCUGUUUCAUAUCUUUUGCAGCUCAAGUGAAAGGAUUCUUAGGUGGUUGUAGACCUAUCAUAGGAAUAGAUGGUGCACAUUUAAGUGGGUAUUACAAAGGGAUUAUGCUCAUUGCAGUUUCAAUUGAUGGGAAUAAUGAGAUUUUUGUGUUAGCCUAUGGGAUUGUUAACACAGAGAGCAUAGAUUCCUGGACUUAUUUCUUCAGAAACUUGAGGUGCCUGUUUGCUCAGUAUGGAUCUCAGAAGGAUGACUGGACUUUUAUAAGUAACAGGAUGAGGGGGGUUGAAUCAGCUUUGUUUGAGGUGUUCCCAAGAGCUACCAGGAGAAUAUGCUGCCAGCAUUUGUACUCAAAUUGCAAGGGUGCAGGAUGGAGUGGGACAACAUUUCAUAAGUUGUUUUGGGUUGCUGCAAAUGCCUACAAUGAAUAUGUGUUUGGAAAAGCAAUGUCCAAGAUAAAAGAGUAUGAUGCAGCAGCAUUUGAUUACCUGACAAAUGUGGAAGAGCAGUGGAGUGUGCACGUGUUUGACAGGACAGUAUGUUGUGAUCAUAACACAACAAACUUCGUAGAGUCAUUCAAUGCAAUAACAAAGUCCAACAGGGACAUGCCUGUGUUGACAUUGCUGGAAGCUCUCAGGAAUUGGUGCAUGAAAAGGAUGGGUUCCAGGUUCGAUAAAGCAGUGGACAUGGAACCAAAUCAGCUGACAGAGCAUGCACAGGGGGUGUUGGAGAUCAAGACUGAUGAGUCUAGGUUCUGCCAUGUCACUGCAGCUGGUGGUGGAGAGUUUGAGAGACUUGAACCCAGUGACUUUGUGUCACCUUUCUACAAGGGGGCUGCAUACAAACUGACUUAUGGAGACCACAUCCACCCCAUGGCUGAUCCAACUCACUGGCCAUCACUUGAUGUGCCAGAAAUUGCACCACCCCAAGGCAAAAGAAGUGUAGGCAGACCAGCUAAGCAAAGGAGAAGAGCCCCUUAUGAAGCAAAAAAAGGAAAGAGGCACAAGAACAACAAAUGCAGCCUAUGCAAAGAACUGGGACACAAUGCAGUGACCUGUAAGGCAAGAAAGGCAGUAGUGAAGAAGACAGAAAAUGCAGCUUCCUCUUCACAGCAAGGUAACACAAGGGGGAAGAAGAGAAAUGCUGCUACUUAG